This is a messenger RNA of Archocentrus centrarchus (flier cichlid), 2424 nucleotides long. It is a transcript of the gene ftr83, whose product is annotated as finTRIM family, member 83. The coding region runs from base 77 to 1795 and encodes 572 amino acids. The record is from RefSeq and is a predicted model, not a curated record. The transcript has 7 exons. Lineage: Eukaryota; Metazoa; Chordata; Actinopteri; Cichliformes; Cichlidae. Gene Ontology annotation, molecular function: protein binding; zinc ion binding.
ACUGUUCUUACACAAGUAAGGCUCUGCCUUCACAUCACCUACUCAGCAUUAGAGGGAAUAGAACCAGAUUGUCUCCAUGUCUUUCGACCAAGACACCUGCUACCUUUGUAAGGAAUAUCUCAGGGACCCUGUGUCCAUCCCAUGUGGCCAUGUGUUUUGCUCCAUCUGCCUGAAGACAUACUGGGACCAUGCUGAACACACGGGCUCGUUCCUCUGCCCAGAGUGCAGGGUCACCUACAACAAGAGGCCCACUCCGAGGCGCAUGGGAAGCUCCAGGAGCUCCACGCUCCAACGCAACGCCGACUCCUUUCCACCUCCACCUCCGUCCCCUGACUACAACUACGCCGGACCCCAGGACGUAGGCUGUGACAUCUGCAUCGGUAAAAAGCAAAAAGCCAUCAAGACCUGCCUGAUGUGUCUGGCGUCCUACUGCGAGAAGCAUCUCAAGCCUCACUACGAGUCAGCCACUUUUAAGAGGCACAAGCUGGUGGACGAAAUCGGCCACCUGGACAGGCAGAUCUGUCCGCAGCAUCAGAAGGGUCUGGAGCUGUUCUGUCGCACUGACCAGAUGUGUAUCUGUGUGCUGUGUACAGUGAAAGAACACAAAGGGCACGACAUGGUAUCAGCUGAACAGGAGAGAUCUGACGAACAGCAACGGCUGGGUGCCACUCAGGCUGAGAUCCAGGAGAGGAUUCACGAUCGUCUCAAGCAGAUGGAGGAACUAAAACAAGCAGUGGAUGCUCUCAAGACCUCAGCCCAGAGGGCACUUCAGGAAUGUGAAAAGAUGUUUGGCGACAUGAUGCACUCCAUUGAGAGGCUGCAGCAAGAGAUGGCCAAGCUGAUAUCCUCCAACAAGAGGGCAGCACUCAACAACGCCGAAGGCCAUUUGGAGCGUCUGACCAAUGAGAUUGCCGACCUGAAGAAGAGAGACAACGAGAUCACUCAGCUGUCCCGCACCGAGGACCACAUCCACUUCAUCCAGAGUUACCACAUGCUGAUAGCCCAAACAGAGGCCGAGGAGCUGCCGUCAGUGAGCGUCAACCCUUACUUCUCCUUCGGCCCAGUGUCUAAGGCCGUCUCCGAGAUGAAACAGCAUCUGAACGAAUUCAGCAACGAGGAACUGGUUAAGGUAGCCAAGUCAGUUAACAAAAUGACCUUCUGUGAACUGGAUGAUGCUAAAAAGAAACAAUCAAUAAAAAGCGAUGAAGCUCCCAUGUACAAGUCUAUGCCUUUCAAAGAACCGCAGUACAGGGACGACUUCAUGAGAUAUGCUUGCCAGCUCACUCUGGACCCAGACACAGCCUACAGACAGCUCUACUUGUCACGAGGGAACAGAAAAGCUGCCCUCAAGAGAGACCCCCAGGCUUACCCUGACAGCCCUGCCAGAUUUGACUCCCUGCCCCAGGUCUUGUGUAAAGAGCCACUCGCUGAAGGCGCCUACUACUGGGAGGUAGACUGGAGUGGGGAGGGGGCCUCCAUCGGAAUCAGCUACAAAGGCAUCAAGAGAACGGGCUACGGUGACAGCUGCCGCAUCGGCUACAACCGCAAGUCAUGGAGCCUAUUCUGCUCUGAUUCCAGCUACUCAGCCCGCCACAACAAGGACCAAAUAGAGGUCAAUGCACCCUACGCCUCCCGCAUCGGCGUUUACCUGGAUCAUGCUGGGGGUGCGCUCUCGUUCUACGCUGUUGGGGAAACCAUGUCUCUGAUCCACCGCUUUAAGGCCAACUUUAGUGAACCUGUCUAUCCAGGCUUCUGGGUUUGGUAUGAGUCAGCCAUCACCAUCACCCAGCUGUGAUUAAGUAACACAUACCCAAAGAUCAAUGUACAACAGUGAAUAGGCUUUUGGUGUGGAAUGAUAUAAAAUACUGCUAUUCUGAUUAAAAAUAAAAGCUUUUGUUUAGCUUUUCCCUCAAUAUUAAAAGUUAUGUUAUUUUUUUUACACAGUUCAUUAUGUGUUGAUGGGGAAACUAUGCUUGAUGAGCAAAUAUUCUACAAAUCAUCAUGUGUUCAAUGUCAAAUUAAGUGUAGAAAGUCAAUGAGCAGUUACACUAUAAUUCAAAAAUGAUAUAGUACAUGCAUAUUUUACACUACAAUUCAAAACAAUGAACCUAUGUGCUAAGUGAUCACCAUUUAUGAUAUACCUUUUUUUGAUCAAUAAACAUUUGCUAACAAGCAUAAGCUGUGAUAUUUGUUUUGUUUUUUUUUUCUCUCCUUUCUUCUAUGAUGGCAAGUUUCCUAACUCACUCUUCAAGCUAAUCAGCUCUCAGCCUCUAUGGUCUAGUUUCCUGAUCUGUAAGAUCAGAAAGCACUCAAGGGAUUUUUAAAAGUAAGACAUGUCCCCGCAUUACCCUACAAAAUUGCUGUACAAAUGUAUUAUACUGUUACCAUCACUAACAGUAAAAUAAAUGUAAUAAAGUAAAAUGG